Bursaphelenchus okinawaensis is the source of this 2077-nucleotide messenger RNA. The record is from the annotation of a GenBank genome assembly. NCBI's taxonomy places the organism in Eukaryota, Metazoa, Nematoda, Chromadorea, Rhabditida, Aphelenchoididae.
AUGUGGACUUUUCUGAAGACAAAAAUGGCAUUUAUCCACUUAACGAUACUAUUGUAAGUUACAAAACAAAAAAAAUUUUUUAGAACAAAAUUUUGAGUUGAAACCAUACUUUAUAUUAUACUAACGUGGAGUGUAAAAGUAAUUUUGUAAUACUAAUACAAUGACAUUUUCAGACAGCCGCCAACAAUGUAAAGUUUUUGAAAAAUUUCCUAGAAGCAUACCCAGAAUAUAAAAAUCGUGACCUUUAUAUAUCCGGAUUUAGCUAUGCUGGCUGUUAUGUGCCACACUUUGCUGAUGCUGUGCUAAAAGACAAAGAUGUCACUUUAAAACUUAAGGUAAGUACGUUUAAAAAAUUUAAAAAAAAACUUUGCGCAUUGGAACAGCUUGCCUCCCUCACUCUACUCUAGCUGAACAUUGCUCUAUCUUCAUCUUAUUCUUGGCUUCAUCUUAUUCCAAGCCUCAUCAACACCCUACUCUUAUCUUUGUCUUAUAGUGAAGACAUCAAGUUUUGACCUUUUACCCCUCCCCCCCCCCCCCCUUCUCCAACUUGGCUAUGAGUGAACCGAUUGAGACCAAACUUGGUAGAGCGUUUCCGGUUCACUCAUUGCCAAUUUAGAAGGGAGUGGGGCGGGGGGAUCAAUACUCAAUGCCUUUAAUAUAAUUUGUCUUUUCGCAUCUCUUGUUCUACUCUUUACUUUAGCCCUACCCUUGCCUACUCUUGGCCAAACCUUGCCUUACUCAUGAUCUACCCUUACUCAACUAUUGCUCUACCCUUUCUUAACCCUUGCCCUAAUCUUUAAUCUUUAUUUUUUUUCUCACUCAUUUCCUAUAUUUCCCUUACCCUUUCUUUAUCUUUCCCCUAUUCUUGUCCUGCCUUUAUAUUUUUGGUUUUACUAUUGUCCUUUUGUGGCCCUACCCUUGUCUUCCUUUUGCCAUACCCUUGCCCUAUCUUAACCUUGCCUUACCCUUUCAUCGUACUGUAAAAUUUACUUUUACAGGGCAUAGCCAUGGGAAAUGCCGUAACAGAGCUUAACUGGCUAUUCACUUUCCAAAUCCCACUACAAGCCUACCAUGGUCUUGUAGGUAUGGAAGAGUUGGCCGAGUGGGAAAACAAAUAUUGUCCUACAGGCUACGAAAACUUUUGUGGCGAGCAAAUUUCACACGCUCCGAAAAAAUGGCUUGAACGUGAUUUUAACAACUACAAUCUGGCUGGCAAAUGCUAUAGUGGAGAGACUUGUGAAGGUGAUAGCAUGAGAAGAUACUUUAACACACCGGAAGUGCAAGAAUCUCUUCAUUUCGAUGCUAAAGAGUGGAUAUAUUGUAAUCAGUAGGUAUUACUUUAAACAAAGUUUUUAAUUUGACCAAAGUUUUUAAAAAAAUAAUAUAGUUGUUACUAAAACGUUGUUUUAGUGAAGUACACAAGCACUUUGCGUUCUGCGAAGACGCCGAAACACUAGUUCGUAGCUUGUUGGACAACAACGUUAAAGUCUUGUAUUUCUACGGUACUGAUGGUAAGCUAUUGAACUAUACCCUACCCUACCCUACCCUACCCUACCCUACCUAACCCUACCCUACCCUACCCUAAGCAUGUCUAACCCCCCCCCCUUCCCCUGUCCCUCCUUGUUACAUCCCUGCCUACUAAAAUAUCAAACCUUACAUUCCACACCUACCAGACCAGCGCCAACACCUCUCCAUGCGCUACCCUACCUCGCCUGUCUGUUGUUUCUUUGCUUUUGCUUACCGCAGCCUAGUCACUCCUCCUUUAAAGCAAUAUGAUCCUCCUUCCAUCAACAAUAACAUAUUAUCCUCCUUCCACCAACCAUAACAUAAACACCUUCCAGACAACGUCUGCCCAUUCAUUGACGGCGACCUGUUUACUCGUAAGAUUGGUGGAGUUGGUAAGAAAGACCACUGGUUUGUGGACAAUGUCUACUCCGGUACACAAACCGUAUACCCGAGAAACUUGAUUUAUACUACAGUAAUUGGUGCUGGUCAUCCUGUGGCUACGUCCAAGCCAAAGCAAAUGCAAAACAUUCUGUCAAAGUUUAUCAAUGAUACCGAGGAUUGGAAUGCUUGA